This is a messenger RNA of Alosa sapidissima (American shad), 4449 nucleotides long. It is a transcript of the gene lpar1, whose product is annotated as lysophosphatidic acid receptor 1. Gene Ontology annotation, biological process: neurogenesis; phospholipase C-activating G protein-coupled receptor signaling pathway. The transcript is spliced from 3 exons. Gene Ontology annotation, molecular function: lysophosphatidic acid receptor activity. The record is from RefSeq and is a predicted model, not a curated record. Bases 771 to 1817 code for a protein of 348 amino acids. NCBI's taxonomy places the organism in Eukaryota, Metazoa, Chordata, Actinopteri, Clupeiformes, Clupeidae. Gene Ontology annotation, cellular component: membrane.
UCCACCCAUCAAGACAGACCUUGCUUGGACCGGCGCUAGCAGCCUGCUACAGAACGAGAAAUAAAACAGCAUUUAUAAAGAAAAUUAACAUUUAAUGGGGGAGGGGUCUAUCUUUAGCAUGGAUCAACCAACCCGUACGUGCAUAAAGUAACACCCUUUUGACGCGCUGUCCAGGUUCACAACUUUCUCCCAGUGUGAAAAGUAUCGCAAACUUUCACAGAUGCUUUCCUGUGAUCCGUCGGCUUCACUUAAAGUUUAUUAACUCGGUUUUUGGAUUUGAAUAGAUUAGGUGCUUUUUUUCCCCUCCGCACUCCCCUGUCUUUCAAGAACACAAUUGACAAUGUGUUUUCAAUUACUCCCAGGAAUAGGACGCUCGCUCGCGCGUUCCGCCGCUCGCAGGCGCGCGUGACGUCACGCGCAGACAGCGGUCCUCCUCUGUGCAGGAGAGCGGUACUUCUCCGCGGCUGUGGCAAGAGAGCUGGACAGCGGGAAGCAGAAGGGGACACCUAACUUUUUUUCCUGCUGAAAUUCCAUCACUGAAAUACUUUCGGAGGACUAAAAUGAUCAUACAACGUAACUCUGGAUUUGACUGGAAAAUUCAUCAACAGCCCAUGCAUCCCUGACGGUUUUUUUUGUGAAUAACAGGACUUCAAUCUCUGGGAACUGUAUUCCGUCUCAUAUCAAAAGUUGUCCUUUUUUGGAGUUACAAGGCACAUCUCUGGUAUCACCAACCUUCUUGCUGCCUUGACCUCGAUUCUUGACCCUUCAAGAUGGACGUAGAGGAUGGCCAGUGUUACUACAAUGAGACCAUCGCCUUCUUCUACAACCGCAGCGGCAAGUACCUGGCCCAGAACUGGAAUGCGGUCAGCACGCUGGUUAUGGGUCUGGGUAUCACAGUCUGCAUAUUCAUCAUGCUGGCCAACCUCCUGGUCAUGGUCGCCAUCUACGUCAACCGGCGUUUCCACUUCCCGAUCUACUACCUGAUGGCCAACCUGGCCGCGGCCGACUUCUUCGCCGGGCUGGCCUACUUCUACCUGAUGUUCAACACGGGCCCCAACACGCGGCGACUGACCGUCAGCACGUGGCUGCUGCGGCAGGGUCUGAUCGACACGAGCCUGACUGCGUCGGUGGCCAACCUCCUGGCCAUCGCCAUCGAGCGCCACAUCACGGUCUUCCGCAUGCAGCUGCACACGCGCAUGAGUAACCGGCGCGUGGUGGUGGUCAUCGUCAUUAUCUGGACCAUGUCCAUCGUCAUGGGCGCCAUCCCCAGCGUGGGCUGGAACUGCAUCUGCCAGGUCAGCACCUGCUCCAACAUGGCUCCGCUCUACAGCAACUCCUACCUGAUCUUCUGGGCCAUCUUCAACCUGGUCACCUUCGUGGUGAUGGUGGUGCUGUACGCCCACAUCUUUGUGUACGUGCGCCAGCGCACCAUGCGCAUGUCCCGGCACAGCUCCGGGCCUCGGCGGAACCGCGACACCAUGAUGAGCCUGCUAAAAACGGUCGUCAUCGUUUUAGGUGCCUUCAUCAUCUGCUGGACCCCUGGCCUAGUGCUGCUGCUGUUGGACGUCUUCUGCACAGACUGCAAUGUGCUCUCCUUCGAGAAGUUCUUCCUGCUCCUGGCGGAGUUCAACUCGGCCAUGAACCCCAUCAUCUACUCGUACCGCGACAAGGAGAUGAGCGUCACCUUCAAGCAAAUCCUGUGCUGCCAGAGGCAGGAGAACGUCAACGGCACCGCCGAGGGCUCUGACCGGUCCGCCUCGUCCAUCAACCACACCGUCCUCAGUGGCCCCCACAACAACGACCAUUCAGUGGUGUGAUGGGUCUGACUGGACCACGGGCACAUCUGGCCCAGACAAGGCCAAAGCAGAGAGCCGUGAUGGAGAUGCUUGAGUGACAGGCAGGGAUUCAGGUGUUUCAGCGGCAAAGACUUUUUUCUUUUUUUUGUAAUUUUUUCUUUCAGUGUUUUGUAAGGUUUUGUUUUUUUUAAUGUUUUUGCUUGAUUUCUGAUUGUGUUUUUUGUUUUGUUUUUGUUUUGUUUUUAUUAUUUUUGAUGAAUUGUUGACACUAUGAACUAUUUAAGGAUUUGUCUCUCUGAUGUGAAGGAUAAGCCAGUAUAACCGCUUCCACUAGAUUCCGUCCAUUUUCACAUUCCUCAGUGUUGUCAAAGUCGGAAGAGUUAUAGAUAAAGGAGAGAGAACCUGACCAGAGUUGGAAGACUUUAGAUGAGGAAGUAAGAACCUGGCCAGUGAUUAAAACAUCCUUCAGAGCUGGGUGUGAAGUGCAGAGAUCUGGCUGUACACCUGCGGGGGAGUCUCAAGAUACAAAAGCAGAGCUACUGCGUUAUCUGACCACUGCACUGGUGAAAAGCUGAAAUGCUAAUUAAAGGUGUUUCUUGUGAUGUUAAUCUCCAUCAAAUUUAGCUGUCACAGAAUUCCAUCCCCUCCCGUCAAUGUGCUCUGCAUUGAGAACAUUUUGUUAAUAAUCAGAAUUCCCAAUUAUUUUACUUAAUUAUAUGUUUCCAGGUCUUACUCAGGAUGGCGAUAUAGCUAACACAGAAAUCUCCUUUUGUAAGAUGAGGAAGUGAUUGAAGGUUGCUAUUUUAUUUCUGUUUCAUGUAUUUCAUUUUUGGUGCUGUGACCAUUAUUCUUUUUUCACUAACAGAAAGAAAUCACAGAAGAAAAAAAACGUUUUCGAUACUUUGGUUACCUUAUCAGAUAGUGUAGCUAAAUCUAGCAUUAAGAACCAAUGCAAGGUGUUACCAAAUCCAUUAACGCACCAAUGGUGUCUGUCUGAACAUCUGACUGAUGGGUCAGGAUCCGGGAUCUGGGCCAUAUAAGGAUCGAGAUUAGGAUCCAGUUUAAGAUCCAGAUUAAGAUCCAGAUGCGGGCCACAUUCCACAUAUGCUAUCCAGAUUCUCUGGUUACGGACAUAGACAUAGACAAACCACCACAAGCCUUAAUCCAGUUAAUGUCACAAGCUAUCACAUGGCUGAGAUAGGUGACAUAUUCCAGUCAUGCCUUAUCCUGAAGGAUUGCACCAUAGAAUUGAUUUUUUUCGUAGUAAAAUCGUAGCUAAUGUUAAUAAAAAAUUGUUCUGUACAAUUAUUCUUUUUAUAUGAGUACCACAGUGAUGUUGACAAACAACAUUACCAAAGGAUUAAAGACCUUCUAGAAAAUUAAACUUGAAUUUUGAUAUUUAUAUACGUUGUUAAUGAACAAAAAAUAAUUUGCAUAUGCAAAUUGAAGAAAUUAAUUGAUGGCUGAAAAUUUAAUCGUGACAAAAUUUCAAAUGUAAACAAAUUUGACAUACUUUAAAUGGCUCCAUUUAAAUAGCACGUCUAACAUUAAGGUAGCUAUAUAUAACUGCUUGCAGCAUUUAAUCUUUUGAUUUUGCACUACACUGGUCAGUAUUGGAUUCAUGAGACCACUAGCAAGUGGUUUUAACAUUUGAGCAAAACUGCUCUGUCCCACUUAGCUACAUAAUGCCUGUACAUUUCAUUCUUUGAGCAAAAGUGUAUCUCACUUACUGUAGCCACAUUGUGCUUGUACGUUUCCAUUCAUUGAGCAAAACUGUUCUUUCCCACUUAGCUACAUAAUGCUAGUAUGCUAAAUUGUCCUGAUGUGGGACACCUAAGCUCCAGUGGGUGUGGUUCCUCCCCAAACUAAUGAAUGUCAGUGAACUAUGAGAAACCCAAAGCUGUAGGGUCCUGUGGUCAAAGGAUUUAAUGUGUUGACUUUAAAUGUGUUUAAAUUUUAGCCUAAUAUAGCCUACUACAGAAGUCCGAAAAGCAAAAAAAUGUCCCACAUUAGGGCAAUCUAUCCUACAUUUCCAUUCUUUGAGCGAAACUGCUCUUUCCAACUUAGCUUGUACCUUUCCAUUCUUUGCACUGACAUGAUAACUUCCUGCUUUAGCAGCAACACAUGUUUGAACUGCGUAGCGACAGUUAACAAUAGCCUUCAUUAUCUACACUGUGCAUCAUCCUUUGUUUCUUUCAGUCUGUUCUGCCAGUCCUUUGAAUGAGUGCUAUCUAACAAUCUAGUUGGCUUUGCUAAAUAUUUCACCUAAACACCUGUUACUUUUUCCUUAUAAUGUAAACCAUCUUUGUAGAUUUGGUAUAGCUGUCUUACUAACCCAAAACAUGUUCAGGGACUCAAAGUCAUGGACUGAUUAACACGUAAUACCACAUUUUUUCUCUCUCGCUUUUUAAUUUCUGUUGAGUGUUAACAUGGACCCACGUGGACAUCAUCCUUUAUAAGGCUUGUAAAUGUGAUGGUUGUAAUUAUAGAUUAUCAAAUUGACAGGGAGGCUACAAAGGGCACGUAACUGAAGCGUUCCGUUCGCAGAGCGUCUGCUGGAACAAGUACUUUCCACUAUUAACCUUAUUCCGUGCGCAAACAGGGGGGACGCAAUCUUUGUCCGCUUUGUGUUCGACCUUCCUGUUGAGCAGUA